Cordyceps fumosorosea ARSEF 2679 is the source of this 1062-nucleotide messenger RNA. Its product is annotated as aquaporin. Bases 1 to 1062 code for a protein of 353 amino acids. Lineage: Eukaryota; Fungi; Ascomycota; Sordariomycetes; Hypocreales; Cordycipitaceae. The transcript has 2 exons. The record is from RefSeq and is a predicted model, not a curated record. Gene Ontology annotation, biological process: transmembrane transport. Gene Ontology annotation, molecular function: water channel activity. Gene Ontology annotation, cellular component: plasma membrane.
AUGCAAAUCAUCCAGCCCGUGUACCCGCGCCGCCUGGUGUCGGCGAUCCCCAACAAGAUCCGGAACCACUUCGUCGCCGCCAUCGGCGAGUUCGUCGGCACCCUCCUCUUCCUCUUCCUCGCCUUCGCGGCCACGCAGGUCGCCAACACGGCCCUCAAGGGCAACCGCGCCGCGGGGCAGCAGGGCCAGGAGGGCGACGAGCAGCACGCGAUCGCCGACAUUCCCGACACCCCGACCCUGCUGUACGUUGCGCUGGCCUUUGGCUUCAGCCUCGCCGUCAACGCCUGGGUGUUUUUCCGCAUCAGCGGAGGUCUCUUCAACCCUGCCGUCACGCUCGGCCUCGUCCUCAUCGGCGGCCUCGGGCCGAUCCGCGCCGUGCUCAUCUUCGUCGCGCAGAUCCUCGGCGCCACCUCCGCCGCGGCGCUCGUCUCCGCGCUCUUCCCCGGCGAGCUGCAGGUGGCCACGGCGCUGGGCGGCGGCACCUCCAUCGCGCAGGGCGUCUGGAUCGAGGCCCUGCUGACCGCCGAGCUCGUCUUCACCAUCAUCAUGCUCGCCGCCGAGAAGCACAAGGGCACCUUCCUGGCCCCCAUCGGCAUCGGCCUCUCCCUGUUCAUCGCCGAGAUGACGGGCGUCUACUUCACCGGCGGCUCGCUCAACCCGGCGCGCAGCCUCGCGCCCUGCGUCGUUCUGCGCAGCUUCCCCGGUUACCACUGGAUCUACUGGGUCGGGCCGGGCAUCGGGAGCGCGCUCGCGGCCAGCUUCUACCACCUCAUCAACAUCCUCGAGUACGAGACGGCGAACCCCGGGCAGGACUUUAACGAGAAGGAAAUGGAUCGAUUUGUUUUUGACGAGGAGGCUGCGGAUACCAGCGCGCAUGUGGUGCGUCCUGAUGCGACGGAGGUUUUGAAGCCCAUCGUCUCUCUGGUUGCUUCCCCCGAUGUCUCGGGCGACCUGCUCCGCGGCCGGUCUCUCAGUUGCGGCACUUCGCCAGGUGCGCCCAGCCUCGCUCAACGAUUUUCGGAGGCUGGUACUGUCCCUAAUGGCUCACUCAAGGCGGACUGA